CUUGUAGGCAAUUGCUGCGCGUAAGCCAUGCACCCAAUUACCCCCAAACACUAUUCCCUACCGUGUCCUCUCCUCCUCUCUCCAUCUGGUCACACUCCUCCCUUAAAAGUCACCCACACAUUCCCCUCUCUCUUCACUUCACUUAUGAAGAACCCCGUCGCCCAGAGUUUCACCGAGUUCUACGAUAAAUGGGUUUGGAAGCUCGAGGAGAUCCUCCACCAGCUCCUUGAGGUGUCCAAGCAGAGAACCCAGGUGGUGAAAACUGAACAAGAGCUGCAGGUUUUGAUUUCCAAGGUCACAUCCCAUUUGAAGGAAUAUUACACUGUCAAGUGGGCUUCGGCUCAUGAAGACGUUCUCGUGUUCUUCUCGCCAACGUGGCUGAGUCCUUUGGAGAAUGCUUAUUUGUGGAUGACGGGGUGGAAGCCAUCCAUGGUGUUGAAGCUUCUGGAAACCCUGAAGAAGCAGGCGGCGAGUGGUGGUGAUUUUGUGAUGACGGAGGAGCAGGCGAGGAAGAUCGAGGAGCUGAGGAAGAGGACGAGGAUGGAGGAGGAGAAGGUGGAGAGGGAGAUGGAGAGGCAGCAGGUGGCCAUGGCUGACCGCAAGAUGGUGGAGCUGGUCAAGCUCACCACUCGAGCAAGGAACGGUGGUGGCGGUGGUGGUGAUGCGGUGGCGGAAGUGGCGUUGAAAGGGGUUCUUGCGGGGUUGGAGAGGGUCAUGAAGGCUUCGGAUUGCGUGAGGCUCAAGACACUCAAAGGGGUGUUGGAUGUGCUUAGUCCAAUGCAGUGUGUGGACUUCUUGGCUGCCAAUACUGCUAUGCAGCUGAGACUCAGGCAAUGGGGGAAGAAGAAGAGGGACAUGCCUGCAGGCUCCACACUCAAUGCCAAUCAUCAUAACAACUAAUCCAUCUGUGAUUCAACUAGCUAGCUAGCCAAAAACAAAAACAAAAAAAACUGUACAUCUUUUAAUUAGGCUAAGUAAGUUGUUCAGUACCUCAAUAUCAUUAGCACAAAAUUAAGAAGUUGUUUAGUGUGGUUUAUGCGAUGGUACUAGCUAGUAGUACUCUUGUAGUUGCAAUGUAAGAAAAGGAAAGAAAUAGUAGAUGAAUCUAUCUAUGAUAUCAUUUCUUUCCUGUA
Messenger RNA from Glycine soja, 1133 nucleotides. RefSeq names its product protein DOG1-like 4. The transcript has a single exon. The coding region runs from base 28 to 900 and encodes 290 amino acids. NCBI's taxonomy places the organism in Eukaryota, Viridiplantae, Streptophyta, Magnoliopsida, Fabales, Fabaceae. Gene Ontology annotation, molecular function: sequence-specific DNA binding. Gene Ontology annotation, biological process: DNA-templated transcription. The record is from RefSeq and is a predicted model, not a curated record.